Messenger RNA from Sporothrix brasiliensis 5110, 915 nucleotides. Its product is annotated as rta1 domain protein. Gene Ontology annotation, cellular component: fungal-type vacuole; plasma membrane. Bases 1 to 915 code for a protein of 304 amino acids. NCBI's taxonomy places the organism in Eukaryota, Fungi, Ascomycota, Sordariomycetes, Ophiostomatales, Ophiostomataceae. The transcript has 3 exons. The record is from RefSeq and is a predicted model, not a curated record.
AUGAGCGAUCUUCCCGACGGCUACAUUGCCUACGGCGCUGAUGCCAACUGCACGCUCGCCGUCUGCCCUGUCGAGUGGAGCAUCCUGCAGUACCAGCCGUCCAUCCCGGCGAGCGCCGUCUUCAUCGCUCUCUUCGCCAUCGCCCUCGUCAUUCACGCCGUCGAAGGCAUUCGCUGGCGCCACACCCUCGGCGGUUUUGCCAUUCCCAUGAUUCUCGGCUGCAUCGACGAAAUCAUUGGCUACAGUGGCCGUAUUAUCAUGCAUGGCAACCCGUUUUCGUUCAAUGGCUUCCUCAUCCAGAUCAUCUGCAUCACCACGGCUCCCGUCUUCAUCUGUGCCGCCAUCUACGUGACUCUGUCCCGAACGAUCGACUUCCUCGACCGUUCGCUCGCCCGCUUCAACCCCAAGUUCUUCAUCUGGUUCUUUAUUCCCUGCGACGUCAUCUCGCUCAUCUUCCAGGCUGCCGGCGGCGCCCUCAGCUCCACCUCGUCCGGCGGCGACCGUCUCGGCGUCAACAUGUCGCUCUUCGGUCUCUCCUUCCAGGUCUUCACCCUCGUCAUCUUUAUUUUUUUCUCCGCCGACUACCUCGUCCGCUACUACCGCCGCAACAGCGGCCUCAGCACCCACCUCGCCAACCCCGGCCGCUUCCGGCUCUUCAUGGGCGGACUCUGGGCCGCCAUCCUUUUCAUCCUCGUGCGGUGCAUCUACCGCAUUGAUGAGCUCAGCGAGGGCUACAGCGGCACCCUCUUCCACAACGAAUCCGUCUUCUACGGCCUGGAGAGUGUCAUGAUUGUCCUCGCCGUCUUCUCUCUGGUCAUCGGCCAGCCUGGCUUUGGCCUGCAGGGCGGUCAGCCAAAGGACUACAGUGUCUCGGGCACCGAGAUGAACAGCGUCAUCGACAGGCGGUCUGUCUAA